Molecule: messenger RNA, 2357 nt
Organism: Lytechinus variegatus (green sea urchin)
Lineage: Eukaryota; Metazoa; Echinodermata; Echinoidea; Temnopleuroida; Toxopneustidae
Exons: 12
Coding region: 125-2149 (674 amino acids)
Biological process (GO): chromosome segregation
Cellular component (GO): outer kinetochore
Source: RefSeq, a predicted model, not a curated record
UUCUACAAAUUCAAAACGGUAUGUAAUUUUUGACCCUGUUUUUAGCUACCUUUAUAGCCGUUUCAUUAAAUUAGAAGCAACUUUCUGGUAAAUUUUCUGUUGCAGAAGUACGUGAAGCUUAGAAAUGGAUGGGGAAAACGUUUUUGGUCAACUAAGACGGAUCGCAAGAAACGUUCAAAAUGAGAGCGCUCUCGCUGAGGAGCGGAUGAAAAGGCCAGUUGCUCUUCGUUCAAGCGGGGACUCCGCCCGCCCAGUUCUGCGACGAAUGCAAGCAGAUGCCCAUAACGUGAAGCGUGAAGCUGGAAACAUACAAUCCCAUCUGCCUCCAUCAUCAGAGUUCAACAAACUUCUUGAUUCUUGCAGUCAGCUGUGUGAUGCCUACAGGUCAAAGGUCAAUCUCCUUGAAGGGUAUCUUCAGCAGUAUGGCUACCAGCCACAGCCAAGUAAAGUUAAAGGGCUUCCUGUUCUUCGUUCCAUUGAGAAAGAAGCAGUUGGGACUGGAUCACAACAUCCAGAGGGAGACCUUUCUGCUACCUCUGCAAAUGAUGCUGAGGAAAUGAAAGAAAAUGUACCAACGACUCCAUCCAACAAGCCUAACCUGGGAUCUUCCUGGAAAGGGGGAACACCUCGACUGGAAGAUUUUGGAUUGAGCAGAGGCUUCCUGGAUCAGGUGUCAAGGAGCAAGCACCAGGACAACAAAGAUCCUCAAGAAGCUGCAGAGAAGCUUCCUCAAACUAAACCUGUUGACAAACUCAAACAUGCUACACCAGCUAAGAACCCACACUUAGCUUUGCCAGAGGUUGGAGGCACUCCGAAACUGGAAGACUUUGGUCUGAGCUCCAACUUUCUUGAAAAUAUCUCCAAGAAGAAUCUUCAUAAUCAGCAAAGGCAUGCUGCAAUGCAAGGAGGCACCCAGCUUAGUUCCACUUACAACAGCAAACAAAUGGAAAGAGCCCGGUCACCUGUCGGUGCCCCAACCCAGGCCAAUGCAUGCCCGUUCACUCCUAUCGGGGUGACAACCACACCCUCAGCCAGAGUCACCGUGACCCCUGGGAUCUUUGGGGGAAAUGAGUUCCCAGAGGAGACUCCCACCAAGUUUAUAGACAUGGCUUGUGAUCUUCCUCGUGGUCAUGCUGGACAUACCAAUGACUCCAGUGGAUACCAGGGAGCCAAGAAGUCUCUCCAAUACAAAUCAUCAAACAAGAAUGGUUCUGCAUCUGUACUGGAUGCCAUUCCAAGCAAUCUAACAGAGAAUGAUGACCAGUUUGGGACCCCUCAACCUCCGGAGCUUACAGCUAGAUGGGAUUUCACCUCUAUCCAAGCACCAAUCCCAAGCCAGCCAGAGUUCACCAUGGCUUCAGACAAGCUACCAAACAAACCUGAUAUGUUUGCUAAUCUGGGCCAUCAAACCGAUACACCUCCCACCCCAGAAAUGACUGCCAAGUGGAAUAUUAGAACCAGCUCCAAAGCCUUUGGUGACCUUGCACCCUCUGAACCCUCUUUCAUCAUGGAGGAACCUGUCCGCCUGACCUCAAACGAACCCAAACAGACACCAGAGGAACCCCAGCGUCUCUACAUCGAGAAACCACAGCCUUCCCUGGAUGAUAUGCCGGAAACACCUCCUGGAUUUUCUGGAAAGCUUGGCGACUCCAAGUCGUUUGAUCUAUCAAGGUUCAUGGCUGAUGAGAUGCCAAAGACACCUGAGCUUACCAUGUCUUACACCAGAUAUGUUGAUCCACGGAUGCAACCUGCUAAUGUGUCAAAGUCAGUUGUAGACACCAUCCCUGAGAGACCUUCAGGUCACAACCAUGCAGUGAAAGUGGAAGAACCUAUGCAAAGCCAAUAUCCUGAACCUGAGGACAUAGCCUUUGUUGCCAUGGUAAUGAAUGAUGAGUUCUCCAAGCAGUCAUCUCACAUGAAGAGAAUCCUUCCUCUAACCCUAGUCAAUGAGACCAUCGACUGCAUCAAUACCAUCCUCAACAUCAAACACAAACGUGGUGAUGGUGUUUACUUGACCGAUGAGGAUGUCCAGAUGCUGAGCCUGGGGUCAAAGUCUAAGGCCAUGCUUCUUUUCCUCAUCACCAUCAAGAGACUUAUGAGUGAGAAGCAGCCAGGCACAUCAGAAGUAUUAUAUUAUCCAAUCUUCUAAAGCAAAGCUAAGGUCAUGCUUAUCUUCCUUAUCAGUAUAAAGAGACUUCUGAGUGAGCCUGGCACAUCAGGCCCUCUCUUACAAAAAGUUACGAUUGAUCCAAUCAAUCACAAAUAUGGAUGGCCAGCAAUGUCAACAUCUAACAUGCAAAUUUGUUCAAAAUAUUUCCUAGAUACGAUGUAUAUUAAUGCAUUCAUCGAUCUCUUAA